Messenger RNA from Knipowitschia caucasica, 279 nucleotides. The record is from the annotation of a GenBank genome assembly. NCBI's taxonomy places the organism in Eukaryota, Metazoa, Chordata, Actinopteri, Gobiiformes, Gobiidae.
AUGAUCUGCACUCACUACAUCCAGGAAGUCUCUCCUUCUCCCUCGCUCCUCCCUCCUCCCUCGCUCCUCCCUCCUCCCUCGCUCCUUCCUCCUCCCUCGCUCCCUCCUCCUCCCUCGCUCCUUCCUCCUCCCUCGCUCCUUCCUCCUCCCUCGCUCCUUCCUCCUCCCUCGCUCCUUCCUCCUCCCUCGCUCCUUCCUCCCCCCUCGCUCCUUCCUCCCUCGCUUCUCCUGCUCCCUCACUGCUCCUCCUCCACCCCCCCCUCCCACACUGUGUCCUAA